GACGUACUCGCUGGUUUUACGACGGUGUGCUUACACAAUGACAAUUUCCGUCAGUUUGACUUGCAAACCGUAGUCGUGUUGAUCUAGCGUUUUAUUUUCGCUUUUGUUUCUCCUCAAACGUCAGUUUCAUCGAACUGUACUAUCACUCGAUAUCGCUCACAACAGAAGACACGAGGGUAGACAUUUUUUCGGCGUUAAGUACACGUCGUACCUUCUGUACUUAAACUCCGAACUUUCAACUCGAGGCCCACCAGACGAGCUCGAGCGGCGGCUCCGAAAAGUUUGUUGUUGUCACGUGACGCGAGACGAAUGUGGCGAUAAAAGUUCGUUUAAUAGGUAGUUAAACUAGGUGGCGUUCUUCCUUAUCACAGCCUGUUAGAUAUAUUUUUUCACCACAAUGCCUCAACCAAAACAUCGAAAGAUUGCUGUGAUGGGUUACAGGUCUGUAGGUGAGUACAACAUACGAGCUCGUGUACAGCUAGUUUUAGGUUGCUAGCUGGCUAACAUGCUAACGUCCUGGCUUUGUUUUCCACUUGAGUGUAUCCGACUAACAUCUGUAACCAUGUUUGUCUUUUCUUCAUGUUUUUGUGUUUGAUUGUUUGUAGUUAAUUGCCAAACCACACAACGAAAGACGUUAUUUCUGUUUAUAACUGAAGCUUUCUGCGAGUAUGUUCAGUGUGUUCAGCGGAAACGUGAAGUUAUCUCAGCCGGUGACAUCCUGGUUUGGUGCCAGAUGUCCUGUGUUGAAAGUUUUGCCCAUAAUUUGAAACAUUGCGAGAAGGAAAUGGUUGAUUGUUUAAAAAUUAGGGUCAUUACAUGAUUGUUAUAGCCUUCAUGUCAUUUCGUGGGCGAUUUUGAACCGAAUUUUACAUCCUAAAACGCUGUGUUAACAAGUCAGAAUAAUGUUGUCCAUGUUUUUUAUUUUAUUCAAUGCUGCCUUAAAUUCAUGAUAAUAAUGUUACAACCUUGUUCUUACUUACAGGAAAGUCAUCUCUUACAAUACAGUUUGUGGAAGGACAGUUUGUUGACUCUUAUGACCCCACCAUUGAAAACAGUAGGUGCCAUGACUGUAACAUAACAAAAAUAACGCAGCACACAGUAACAUAAGAGCGAGCUCAAUGCAAAUAUAUGUUCAGAUAAUGUGGUUCAUCCCUCUCCCCAGCCUUUAACAAAAUGGUCAACGUGAAUGGUCAAGACUUUAAUCUGCAGCUGGUUGACACAGCUGGUCAGGUAAGUUGUUCACCUUUUACCAUAGACUGUAUAUACUAUGGACAACUUGGUUCCGCCUCCCAUCAGUAUAAGGACUUGAAGCCAAAAAGCUCUCUGUACUUCCGUGAUUUUUCUUCAUUUCCUGAAACCAGCAUUGCACAGUAGCGUUGUGCGCAUUUGGCGGGAGAGUCACCGAGAGUCGCUGUGAUGACGCUCAGCUCAAACAGCGUAUGCCCCGGGUGAGCUACGCAAUCUUCGUAUGCCCAUAGGCUGUAUCAGGUGUCAAUCAUGGAAAACAUGAACUUCCUAAUAAGUUUUAAAAACGGAGCUGUACAGAAAAAAGAGGACUCCGGUACAAACCAGUCUUACAGUAACUACAUGUCAACAGGGGGGAGAAAAAAUUAUAUUCCGUGUAAUUCAUUUCUAAAGUUUGUCUACAGCCCCAUAAGCUAUGCAGGCGGAGGCGUGAUUUAUGACCUAUACUGCAGCCCGUCAACAGAGGGUGCUGUUCUCAGAGUGGCUUCACCCAGUGAGGAGGCACACGGCGUCCAUUCUAUAUACAAUCUAUGCCUUUUACCACACAAAGACCCUGCUAUUGGUUUCAUAUUUUGUGAAAAUCAACCUUUUUUUAUUGUUGGCAAUUUAUGUCCAAUUUGCAGAUUUCCUGGUCUUCUGUGUUUAUAUUUAAUAAUGUGAAGUACGAGUUUUUUAAAUAACAUGAAUUUCUCUUUUGUCUGUAGGAUGAGUACUCAAUUUUUCCACAGUCCCAUACAAUGGACAUCCAUGGUUAUGUUCUUGUCUAUUCAGUGACUUCUGCGAAAAGGUAAGUAGCUAGUUGUGUUAUCAUAUCUUAAUUUAAGUCAACAUCCAUAAAACAAUCUGUUUUAGGUUAAAAAUGUGUCUUGCAAUCAUCAAUGAUACUAUUUUGUAUUGACAGUCACAAAGUUAACUUUUCAUGAUAAAAUAUUUUAGAGCCACAAAGAUUUACAUGAUUCCACCACCUUGUAUACCAGUGGUGUCAUCUGAUAUGAUAAACUAUCAGUUUUUUUCAAGUACUGCAUCAUAGAGGGCUGUAAAACUACAAUUUUUGUGUGGAUUUAUAGGACUCAACCAGAGUUGCACUGUAGAUUAAAUACGGCUAAAGGAAGUUACAACCUGAGUGCGGUGCCUAAUAUGUACCCUGAUGCUCGUCUCUCCUCAGUUUUGAAGUUGUGAAAGCUCUACAUGACAAGAUGCUGGACAUGGUUGGAAAGAUCCAGUAAGUUCGAUCAAAUAAGUCAAUUGCAGAAUGUACUGUCUCUGUGUGAACAGAGGGGAGGUUUUUACAUCUUUCUGUUUUUUGUCUGUCAGGGUCCCAACUGUUCUUGUAGGGAACAAAAAAGAUCUCCACAUGGAAAGGUAAUCUAAAAAUCAAAUUGCAUAUACUUUUCCUAUCAGCUACAACUUUGCCGUUUUGUCCCAGAUAAUGUCGCAACACUCUUGCACUCACAACUACAAUCAGCUAUCAUGUUUUGAUCUGAUAUAUAUUUUUUAAUUUCAUAAAAAGAGUUUAAGAAAAAAUAUAUUCAUCUCAUCAACCAGUCUGGCUUAAAGAACUCCUCGAUGUUCAAAACUAGUCACACUGUUGGGCUGGACGCAUUUUGUCAUAACUUGUAAUUUAACUGUCUUGCUAAUGGUGCAUUGCCACCAAGGUAUGUGAUUUGGUUCAGUACAGUUUGGUACAGUUAUGCUUGGUGAAACCCUGAACUUUCUUGCACAUCCACAACAAACUGUACCCUAACCUCAAUUUUGGAGUGUGCAUGUAAAAAAAUGAGACCAUUUAGACUGCUGACACGAGCAGCACAUCUCACCCAGUUUUGUCUGUAAGCCUUGUGCAGAUCUCUGCCAAAAAUAAACACAGAAAUAAUAAGCUGGGGGCUGCAUUAGCUGUACCUCUGUACUUAUUUCACACACUUGAAAAGUAAAAAUGUUGAUACUUCAGGAGUAUUUUUUAAACCAAAAGUCUGAUCUACUACAGCCCCCAAAAUCUCUGAGGAUGUACACUUAUAUCUUCAACAUGAAGGCUUUUUUAAUUGUCAAUUUCUGCCACAUGUGAGUACAUACACAGGAAUUGAAAAAGAAAUUUCUCUCCAGCCCACAGUGCACAAAUACAGAGAAUAUAGAAGAAGAAAUUACAAUAAAACUCAAAAGUAUAAUAAUGAGAAAUAUACUCUUUUCUACAGGGUUAUUAAGCCAGAGGAAGGGAAGAAACUUGCUGAUACCAUGGGUGCUGCAUUCAUGGAGUCCUCAGCAAAGGAGAAUGAGGUUUGAAAGAUACCUAUUUGAAAACCAACUUUCCGAUACAUUAAUUAAUAUUUUAUCUGUCACUCAGAUUACAAUUUCUUUCUUUCAAUACAGACUGCUGUAGAGGUGUUUAAGCGGAUCAUUUUGGAGAUGGAGAAAGCAGAUGGAAACGCGCCUCCAGAGGAGAAGAAGUGUGCUGUGAUGUGAAAGUGUAUCCGGGACAUCAGUAAGCUCGUUUGCUGAAGACAGGAGGCACAACUUCACCAGCCAACAAAUCGCGACCUCACAGAUAACAAGACACGGCGGUGGAUUUAUUUUUCUGCUCCAUUGUGACACCAGAUUGAUUUGCAUUGCAAGACAACUGCCCAGACAGUCCUGGACAUAAACCAUCCCACUAGCUGUAAUACCAGGGAGAAGUUUCCAAGUGCUAUAUGAAUCUCUGUUUAAUACAGAGAUGCACUAUCAGCAAACAUGUUCAUCAGGUAUUGUCAUAUAAUCCAUGACUUGGCAAAAUCCCAUUUUUGAGUGAAAUGAAAAAACAACAAAAAAGCAUUGACCAAUCCCUUUGAAUAAUGUUUAAUAUUGUAAAAAAUUAUUCUGAUGAUAAAGACAAAACUGGUUAAUGUUUCAUUACUUUGAUCAGUUGAACUAAUUUACAGUAAGGGCCUGUUAAUCUGUUCAAAGACUGGGAUUAUUUCAGCAGAUCUGUUAUGACGGCAAUGGACGGUCACAGUACACAUUGCUUUAAAUGUGUUGUAAAAUGUCUGUACUUCUCACCAAUGGUGGAUUUCCAAACCCCCCAGGAAUGAGAUUUUACACAUGAAAUCACACUGUGAUUUCACUGUAAUUUUUACCAACUUAUCUUCAGGUACCUUUCACCUAUGAACCCUGGAACUGUGUCGUCACAAUGGAUGAAUCUGCUUGUGUAUCUCAAAAACGCACAUUUUAUGAUAAGAUCUUUGUUUCAAGUAACUUUAAUUUUUCCUCAUUGACUGUAAUGAAGAUGAUGUAUUGUAGACAACCCUCAGAGAUUUAGUAUAGAUAUAAAUAGAUCUUUGGUAAUUACCAGUUACGGCCUUUUAUACAGUUUAACUAGAAUAGUAGAAAUUGGUUUAUAACUAUGCGCUAUAUGCUGAGUGGUGCAGGUUUGCCCUCCCUUCAAGUCCUCUAGUAUAGUGUAUAGUCAGAAUUGCAUUAUAAUUAUGAACAUUGCUGAGUUGUAAUGUUUGCAUUUGAACAGUAAAGAACUAUUUAAGUGGCUGGAGAAGACAAAAUUAGCCUUGUAAUUUUGAAUCAUGGUUUGGAUUUUAUGGAUUAUACAAGCUAUGCCAAACAAAGCCAGGCUGGCAUGCUGUCCAUUUAAUUGAUCCUCUGGAAUUGUGUGAUACCUGUCAGAUGCUUGAGAUCCUAAAUGACUUAUUUUUCUAUAGCUCCUUUAGCCUUACAGAGACAUGGCACAAAGUGGAUUUUUCUUCAUACUCCUGGUGUACCUGUAGUGAGUAAUUGUAACUUUUUUUUUCUAUCAAGUGCUUUACUGAAUAGGUAGAUAUAUGGGUGAUAUUUUAUGGUUGAAGAGAAACUGGUGAUGCUGUGUCUUGUGCCUUACAGUUCUUCAAACUCCCUCAUCUGCUGCCCUUUAUGGCUCAAGGUGCUCUUCAAGGAUUUUUUUCUUUCCCUCCUUCUAUUGACUUGAUACUUUGGUGCAGGUGGUAUUGUUCACCUGAAUACCAUAAUACCCUUGAGGGUCAAUGUUAAUUCAGAAGUCUUGCUGUAAACAGUUUUGUAUAUAAAUAAAUCUGUUACUCAUCUGAUAUGUAGAUUUUUUGUGGUACUAUUUAGCAAACAAAAAAAGGUCCUCUAGGAGAUAUAACAGCACAGAAAAUGGAAAGAAGAUGGUCUGUUAGACUUUAACAUCUACUAGCCGUUACACCAUGGACAAUCAUUGCAAACCAGUUCAACAGCUUUAGCAUCAACUGUACUUUGACCAAGCCUCAACAUUUUCAAUUUUCAUUUACGCUCAGGCAGAAGAUACAUGUCCUGUAAAUUAAUUGAAGUUGUGUUGGGUGUUGGUAUACUGGAGUGCCUGAUAUUACUCGUAGUUUGCUCACCUCGUGUUUGUUUACUGGAUGAAUUACAGUAAUUGAUCAUGUCAACAAAAACUGAAAAUGUUGAAGCUUUUGAUAGAAUUUCUGUGUAACUCCUCAUUCACAUAAAAUAACAGUUGGGGAGAGUGGGGUAAGAUGAGCCCUUUUUCAUAUUUGGGAUCCCUACAUCAAGGCAAUCAUAGUUUUGUCUCUAACUAGUGUAUCUGCAUAUAUUUCAAGAUGUUGUGCAUCCCUGCAAACCAACAGAAUGAGUGUAAACAGAACUGUCUUGAUAAUAUAGCAUGCCAAAAAAAGUGGUCUCCUAUGGUCAACUUACCCCGUGUAUGGGGUAAGUUGACCAUAUGAGCGGGGUAAGUUGAGCCGUAUCCCUACGACCCUCCCACUCUCCACCCCAGCCCUCCCUCACCUUGUCUCUCCCUAAAUAACAGUCACUUCUUCACAUUCAUGAGUAUUUUUAUCUAUUAUAGACUAUUCGACUGGUGCAAUAAUUCUUUUUAUUAUUAUUGCAUAUAACUGCUUAAAAGCUGUUUUGUAAAAAGUCAUUUUAACAUGAGAAUGUCUUUAAGUGAUUCAGAACAUUCACAGCUGUAUUUUUGAAAAGAAAAAGUAACACAUUUCAACAAUCUGAACUGAAACUCUGAUCCUCUCAUCAGACUUCUUUACUUUCUCAGUUAAACCACUGGCUCAACUUACCCCAGAACUACUAUUAUGACUUUAUUAGUCCUCUAAGCUAAAAUGGUGCGUUUAUGCUCAGUUUUAGACCUCAUGCUGUAGCUCAUAGAUACCCCAAUUGAUGUAUAAAACAAAUUUAAAAUGAUCUUUUUUGGUCUGAACACAAUUCUAAUAAAACUUUUGACAGACUAAAUUCACUUUCAAGAGUGAAAAAUGUUUUUUUUUGUAAAUAAAUGUUUAACCCCUUCA
This is a messenger RNA of Xyrichtys novacula (pearly razorfish), 6518 nucleotides long. The record is from the annotation of a GenBank genome assembly. NCBI's taxonomy places the organism in Eukaryota, Metazoa, Chordata, Actinopteri, Labriformes, Labridae.